Messenger RNA from Symbiodinium necroappetens, 1221 nucleotides. NCBI's taxonomy places the organism in Eukaryota, Dinophyceae, Suessiales, Symbiodiniaceae. The record is from the annotation of a GenBank genome assembly.
AUGUUCUGGGAAGACAUCAGCACCGAGUUCUUGGAGUGUAUAGCCAGAGGCAUAACUCCGAUCUUUCUGGGGACGCCGGCUAUUUAUGAAUAUGUCGAGAGAAACGUCUUGCUCACGCGCUGGCGGUUCGAGACGGCGGAGGAGAUGAUGGCCACAAUUAGCACGCUGUCCUCACCGCAGGGUGUUCUGGAACACGGCACCCGUGUAUUUAUGGAACGCCAGGGAAACUACUUCCUUAGUCGCUUGUACUGGCGCCAAGAUCCUCGACUGCGCGCCUUGCUGCUCGCCAGCGCUGCUCAGAGACAACAGCGGCUCCAGCCACUGGGAAAGGUGGACGCGUCCCCGCCUGUCAUGGAGAUUGUCAUUUGCGUUGCCUCUACGGCGCACAACAGAGCGGCACGCGACAUUAUCCGAACAACCUGGGGCAGCGAGGAGCACCUUCACACGGGCUUGGGCGUUGUCCUGGUUCGAGUCUUGUUCUUCCUGGGGCAAACUGACGAAGCCAGUGCCGAGCACAGCGAGACUGGAGAUAUUGUGCUUUUGCCGGACCUGCCGGAGAACUUCGCCAGCAUUUGGUUGAAGACGGCGGCAAUAUUGAAAUUUGGGGCCGACUACUUCAAGGGCCAUGCGCAACCUAGUCACAGUGGCCCCGGGAGGUUGCGUUUCCUCAUCAAGUGUGAUGACGAUGCCUUCCUUGACAUCGAUGCUGUGGCAGCUGACAUCAUGGCAAGCGCCCCCGUAGGUCUGCUUUGGGGCCAUGUCAUGGCACUGGUGGAGCCAAACAGAAAUGCAUCCGACAAGUAUUUCGUCCCCCAUGAAGUUUAUCCUAUGCAGUACUAUCCACCCUAUGCCCGUGGUAUGGCAUAUGCCUUAUCUGAGGAUGUGGUUCUACCGCUUGGUACUGCCUUAUAUGAAGGUCACAUAGAUCCUUUUCCUUACAGGGAGGACGUGUCUGUGGGCUUGUACAUUCUGGAACUGGCAAGAAGCGGGCGAGUACGCGUGGUUCCACACCAGCGCAAGGACGCAAUGCCCUUGGACUUCAAGGAGCAUUGUGCUGGGCCCCAGAGCAGCAAUCCCGUGCUGGUGAUGCAUAGAUUCGAGCCUGCUACUGGGCCAUGUUUGUGGAAGUUGGUGCAGGAGCGCCGCCGCGAAGUGGCCAAAGGUGCUACACGCAACGCGGACUUCUGCUCGUGCUCGCGGCUUGCCAGGCAGGCGCUCUGA